Aethina tumida (small hive beetle) is the source of this 6380-nucleotide messenger RNA. It is a transcript of the gene Zir, whose product is annotated as dedicator of cytokinesis protein 7. Lineage: Eukaryota; Metazoa; Arthropoda; Insecta; Coleoptera; Nitidulidae. The coding region runs from base 61 to 6225 and encodes 2054 amino acids. Gene Ontology annotation, molecular function: guanyl-nucleotide exchange factor activity. Gene Ontology annotation, biological process: positive regulation of GTPase activity; small GTPase-mediated signal transduction. The transcript is spliced from 23 exons. The record is from RefSeq and is a predicted model, not a curated record.
AUAAACGGUACAUUUGAGCUAUUCUGUUAAAACAUGCAAAUAAACUUCUAAACGUCAAAAAUGGCGUCCACACAAAGGGCGUUUACACAAAAAUUAUCAAAACAUAAUGCCGCCGACGUGCGACGAAAUGUGGCCAGCCAUAAAAGUGGCUUGUUGUCUCCCUCAUCCACUUCUAGCUGGUCAAAUGCAGAUGUGGCCGAACCGUUAGAUUUUGAAGAGUUCUUGGGCCAGUAUCAAACAACAAUAGACAGGGAACCUUUAAGACAUAUUUUAGACGUACCUCAAGGUGAUGUUGAAGUAGAUGUUAUAGAGAGACCCAUUAGAACUUUAAAACCAAUAAUUCCUGAAGAAAAAAUUGAAACACUACCACCACAUGUUCAAGCUUGUGUUGAAUGCUAUAGGUCUAAUUGGAAUGUUGUCAGAUACAAUCACAGAUCAUUAAGUAGCAGUGUUUCAAGCAGAUCAAAUCUCUCUAAAACAUUAGAACCUAGUCCAAAACAAGAGUUUGAGGUUGAUUUUCAAGCCACACCAUCUGAAGCCAACAGUGAAAUAGAUCUUUCAUCUGCACCCAGUAGUAGUAGACAUAGUGUGGCAUCAAUUGGGUCUGUGUCAUCAUGUGGUGAUACUUUGACACCUAGGAAUUCAUGGGCUUCUUUAGAUCUGAGACAUUCAGCAGGAGAUCAAUUAAUCAAUGAUAUACUAGAGCAGUCAGCUCCAGAAGCAAUAGACCAGCUUAAUGAAAGUAGGAGACAAAAUGAUAGGCAAGAUGCUUUAUUUGCUUUGUGCCCACAGACCACAGAUUUGGAAAUGGGAGAACCUGUUGAGAAGAGGCUUCCUGCUAAUAUUCCUUUUGAAUAUUUGGGACAUAGGGUUUUGGUGAAAUGUCAACAAUUAACCAUGGAAUUGGAGGUUGAACCUUUGUUUGCCUCAAUGGCUUUGUAUGAUUGCAAGGAGAGAAAGAAAGUGUCUGAAACUUUCCAUUUUGAUUUAAAUCCAGAGAGUUUGAAAAGAAUGUUAGGUAGCCAUGUGCCUUAUUCUGAUACCAGCACUUUGGCAAGAGGUUGUGUGUUUAAUAUCUCACAUCCUUCUCCUGACUUAUUUAUUGUCAUUAGGAUUGAAAAGGUUUUGCAGGGUGACAUCAAUGAAUGUAUUGAACCUUAUUUGAAGGAUGACAAAAAUCGUGAUAAACUAAAAUCUAAUGCAGUGUCAGUGUGUGAGAGAUUGGGAAAAUACAGACAACCAUUUGCUUGGACAGCUAUAAAUUUAAUAAAUGUAAUAAACGAUGGUAAUUCUAUGGAAAGGGAUUUAGAUAAGGAAUCCACUGGUUCAGGAUCAAAUACCAACAGUUUAGAUCGAAAAUCAACUGGAAGCAGUUUAGAACAGCUCCGUAGACGGGCUGCUGACAUGGGCACCCUAACGCGCAGAGGAUCACUGGAGAGGCGCAUCGAAAAACGACGAUCAUGGUCUCCUGACCACUUGGCUACAAGUCUCGAUUCGUUCAGGCCGAUAACCUUAACAAUGUCCAGCUUUUUCAAACAAGAGUGCGAAAAGUUACGAGACGAUGACUUGUAUAAAUGCCUGCAAGAGUUGAAAAAACCGGCAAUCCUGUUAAAGAAACUAAAACAAAUUCCUGCAACAUUGAAAUUAGAAAUUUGCCCAUGUCCCAUUGAGGUGAAGAACUGUCUGACCCCAGAAUUGUCGAAACUUCAUCCAUAUCCUGAUGAGAAAAGCCGACCUUUGAAAGAACUACUCGAGUUUCCCGUUAAAGAAAUUUUAGUUCCCCAUUACACAUACAGAAAUCUAUUGUAUGUCAGUCCCAAGGAGUUAAAUUUCUCAAAUCGCACGGGAUCUGCGAGAAAUUUAACAGUGAAAGUGCAGCUGAUGGCUGGUGAGGGUGAUCAUCAUGCCCUGUACAACAUUUACGGAAAAUCUAGUUCACCGGAAACAACGAACGAAGCUUACAGCACUGUAACUUAUCACAAUAAAUGUCCUAGUUUUUAUGAUGAAAUAAAAAUGAAAUUACCAGCUGCUUUGGCUGAUAAUCACCACUUACUUUUCACUUUUUAUCAUAUAUCUUGUCAGAAGAAACUUGAACAAUCUUCAGUUGAUACACCAGUAGGGUAUACUUGGUUGCCAUUACUGAGGGAUGGGCGUUUGGUCACUGGAGAUUUUUGCUUACCAAUAAUGCUGGAACCACCAAUGCCAAAUUACAGUUAUAUACCACCAGAUGUUUGUUUGCCAGGCACCAAAUGGCUAGACAAUCAUAAAGGUCUGUUCACUGUGACUCUAGAAACCGCAUCGUCCGUACACACACAGGAUAACUCCUUAGAAAGAUUCCUUACUGCAUACGAUGUCGUGCAUUCAGGUGUUAUACCUGCACGAUUGGGAGAAAGCGGAUCGGAAAAUGAACUGAGGUCGGCUAUGGCGGGUUUGUCUGGUGCAAGACCUGAGCUUAUAGUGCGUCAUUUGCCUUUGAUAUUUGACAUUAUUAUCCAACUGCUGGUUCAGCCUCCUCGGAUUUCCGGUCAUACCCUUAACAUUGGUCAUAACUGCUUUGAAGCCUUAUGUAUUCUUUUGGAAAACAUUUCGAAUCUGCAAGAGUUACAAGUUGAUCAGCAUCAUAGAAAUGCUUUGUUGGCAACCUAUAUUCAGUAUCAGUGUAACCUUCCUCAUCCGCUUUGCAGUAGUAAUCAGAGUUCCCCAGAUUGGGAAGAACACAUUUUAGGUGGAUCUGGAUUAGCUAGGAGCAGUUCCAAUCCGGACUUAGAAAUCGCCCACCUUCAACAUGCGCGAGGUUUGGACCGUGCAGCUAGUAUGCGUGUGCCCGGCGAUCAAACGAGUCCCAACAUUAGCCCAUGCCAAAGGGUGGUGCAUCAAGAGCUGGUCCUGCAGUGGGUAGUAUCAAGUGGUAGAAUAAGGGACAUGGCUAUGCAAAACGCCUGGUUUUUGUUCGAACUAAUCAACAAAAGCAUGGUCGAGCAUCUAGCCAGAACUAAUAACUUGGACUCCUCCAGAAAAAAUCGAUUCCCCGACCAUUUUAUGGAGGACAUAACCACUCUCGUUCAAAAUGUUACUGGAGAGAUUAUAGCACACUCAACUGGUGAAACCAGAAAAGCACACAAGUUAAACGCGGCUUUGGCUUUCUUCUGUUUUGAUUUGCUAUCUAUAGCUGAUAGAGGAUUCGUUUUCAGUUUAAUUCGUUCCUACAACAAGCAACUUCAUGUUAAAAUAGCUGCGAUUCACGAAUCUGUACUCAUAGAGUUAAAACUAGAGUUCGCACGUAUUUUGUGCAGCCAUGAACAUUAUGUAGCCCUGAACUUACCCUUUGCAUCUCCAUUUAUGUCCACUGGCGCAAGUGUAUCUCCAAGUCCCAGUGUUACAAGCUCUACUAGUCAGAACAGCUUCCUGUCGGGACCGCCUGCUAGUCAAGAAAGAGCCGCCAUUUUCGCCGAGUUGUCGCCAGAGUAUAAACAACAUCAUUAUCUCGCCGGAUUAGUUCUUUCAGAUUUAGCCACAGUUUUACUGGAAAUGAACUUCCCUUCAUUACAUAGUAAAGCGGUGGAUACUGUGAAGUCGUUGUUGUCUUGGCAUGACGGCGACCCAAGGUAUGUCUCUCCUGAGGCUAGAAGAAGAGUGGCAGCUUUAUAUUUGCCUUUAUUAGCUAUUGCUAUGGAUGUGCUGCCUUUACUUCAUCAUUUUGCUGUAGACAAAACUGACAGGUACAAUGAUAGCGGCAUUUCGUCCAACAUUGAUCAAACUGUGGCUUUAGCAAUUUCCGGCAAUGUAACCCAAGGAAAUGUCGACUCGUUUGCACCGCUUCCUGCGAGAAAGAACGCUAUAUCAGCGGACGUCACCAGAAACUUGCUUACUUGCGUGCUUUGGGUGUUAAAAAAUCUUGAGCGUGAGUCUCUAACCCAAUGGUUGGGUGAACUGAGUUCUUCAAGAUUGGCAACUCUUUUGCAUCUGUUGGACGCUUGUACUAGCUGCUUCGAGUACAGACCCAGGAGGAGAGCUCCUCCACCGUCGGGAUACGCUCAUGCUCAAGUCGCCCAAGAUAUGCGUUCGCGUUUAGAGGAUGUCAUAUUGGGGCAGGGAUCCGCCAGGGAAAUGAUGCAAAGAAGAAAAGGUGGUACUCCCCAAGCUGCGGUUGAAAAGCUUCGCUGGCGCAAGGAACAGAUGACCUACCGUCAUGGUACAGAUCAAGUGGAUCGUCCGAGGGACGAUUUGAUCAACGACAUUCAUUUGGAGGGCCACUUGGCAACUGAAGCUUCGUUCAUCAUACUCGACACGUUGGAAAGAUGUGUUGCCACUGUUGCGCAAUGCGAUUCCCAACAACAUCUGGUCGGACUGGCGUUAACCGUUUUAUUGCAUGCUUUAGGCAAGAAUCAAAGUACUACGGUUCUACCUCACAUGUUUGCAUCGCAACGAAGCUUAGUUUUUAAGUUUCACAGUGCCUUGUUUGAUGAAGAGAGCAGUCACUGUGCUGAUCUGUGCCUUCUCUUGUUGAAACAUUGUGGUUCCCAAAUUGCUUCAGUCAGAUCACAAGCUGCUGCCUCGCUCUAUCUGUUGAUGAGACAAACAUUCCAAAUUGGCAAUAAUUUUGCAAGAGUAAAAAUGCAAGUGACAAUGUCUUUGAGUAGUCUAGUCGGUACUUCGUCGUCAUUCAGCGACGAUUCGUUAAGAAGGUCACUGAAGACUAUUCUGGAAUACGGCGAAAGAGACUCCGAAUUGCAAGAAACAACAUUCCCCGAACAAGUUCGUGAUUUAGUAUUCAAUCUGCACAUGAUCCUUUCCGACACUGUAAAGAUGAAAGAGUUCCAAGAAGAUCCGGAGAUGCUCUUGGACUUGAUGUUCCGUAUAGCCAAAGGAUAUCAAAACUCUCCUGAUUUGAGAUUGACAUGGCUGGCGAACAUGGCCCAGAAACAUAUGGAGAGAGGUAAUCAUUGUGAAGCUGGAAUGUGCCUGGUGCAUUCCGCCGCCCUUGUAGCGGAGUACUUGGUGAUGCUCGAAUCACUUCCACAUUUACCUGUUGGGGCGGCCGCUUUGGAGAGAGUGAGUCCAAAUGUUUUGGAGGAGAGUGCCGUGUCCGACGACGUUUUAAGUCCAGAAACUGAGGGCGGAUGUUUAGGAUUACAUUUUACAGAGGGGGGUUUACUGGGACUGUUGGAGCAUGCGGCCAGCAGUUUUCAUGCAGCAGCCAUGUACGAACCUAUGAAUGAUAUUUAUAGAGUACUGAUUCCUAUUGCGGAAAAUAACAGAGACUUUAAAAAAUUGGCCAACAUUCAUGGAAAAUUACACGACGCUUACACUAGAAUUGAUCAGUUACAUGGAAAACGAAUGUUUGGUACGUACUUUAGAGUAGGAUUUUAUGGAUCAAAGUUUGGAGAUCUUCACGAACAAGAAUUUAUAUACAAAGAGCCAACGUUAACAAAACUCCCUGAAAUUUUCAGCAGACUUGAGAAUUUCUAUGCGGAACGUUUUGGACCAGACAAUGUAAUAAUCAUCAAAGAUUCAAAUACAGUGGACACGUCAUCUUUGGAUUCUGAAAAAGCAUACAUUCAAAUAACAUAUGUUGAGCCUUAUUUUGAACAAUACGAACUGCGAUAUCGACAAACACACUUUGAUAGAAACUUUAACAUAAAACGAUUCGUUUACGCCACUCCAUUUACAAUGACUGGAAAGGCUCAUGGAGAGCUAAGAGAUCAGUAUAAGAGAAAAACAAUUCUCACAACAGCCGUUCAUUUCCCGUAUGUCAAAACUAGAAUACAAGUCGUACAUCGCACCCAAAUCACAUUAACUCCUAUAGAGGUUGCCAUUGAAGAUAUCCAAAAGAAAACACUGGAAUUGGCUACUGCUACAAACCAAGAACCGCCAGAUCCGAAAAUUCUACAAAUGGUUCUACAGGGUUGCAUUGGUACUACUGUGAAUCAAGGACCUCUUGAAAUGGCAACCACUUUCUUACCUAGUGACGGAAAGACUUUAACGAAACACCAAAAUAAAUUAAGACUGUGCUUCAAGGACUUCUCCAAGAAGUGUCAAGAUGCAUUGAAGAAAAAUAAGAAUUUAAUUGGUCCAGACCAAAGAGAUUACCAAAGAGAAUUGGACAGAAAUUACAAAAGAUUCAUUGAAAAACUGCAACCUCUAGUCAACCCACAAACAAAUAUAACCAUCACAAAUACAAGUCCUCACAAGUAUUCUUCAGAAAGCACUGCACUGAAAUGGUAAUUCCUAUAUUGAAACUUUCUGCAAUAUAACGUAUUUAUUAUACCUAAUUCUAAUUAUUAUUCUAAAUUACUAUAGGCAAAUCCAUUUUAUUUAUAUACUGGUAUGUAAGCUUUUAUAUUUUUUAUAUAGCGGAAAUAAUAUAUUAUCCCAGAAAC